GGAAAAUAAAGGUAAUUUUGAAGCUUUCAGUGGCACAAAAAGCUGGAAACGAUUGCUGAACGUUCUUAAUUCUAGGGACCGUGAAAGCCUCCUGAUGAAGGAAAAGAAAACGUGAAGAAAGCGCGUCCCUCAAGCCGGAAACGCCAUGGGCUUUUGAAUCAUCACGUGGUGCGCAAGCCCACAACGACAUGAUCGUGACCACUGCAUACAGUAUACCUCAGCCAGAACUUCCGCCCGUGUGCAAGAUGGCGGCCCAGCGGCCAGUCUAACCCGCAGGCCGGCGGCGUCCGGCGGCGCUCCGAGCUGGCAGCGCGGGGAGCGGCGAGUGCGGGCACCGCCGAGCCAGAGCCGGCCAUGGACUGGAAAGAAGUGCUCCGCCGGCGGUUAGCGGCGCCCCAAGCGGAUCCCAAGAAAAAAAAAAGUGAACAAGAAUUAAAAGAUGAAGAAAUGGACUUAUUUACCAAAUAUUACUCAGAAUGGAAAGGAGGUAGAAAAAACACAAAUGAAUUCUAUAAGACCAUUCCCCGGUUUUAUUACAGGUUGCCAGCUGAAGAUGAAGUCUUACUUCAGAAAUUAAGGGAGGAAUCCAGAGCUGUCUUUCUACAGAGGAAAAGCAGAGAGCUCUUAGAUAACGAGGAAUUACAGAACUUAUGGUUUUUACUGGAUAAACACCAGAUACCACCCAUGAUUGGAGAGGAAGCAAUGAUCAAUUAUGAAAAUUUUUUGAAGGUUGGUGAAAAGGCUGGACCAAAGUGCAAGCAAUUUUUUACUGCAAAAGUGUUCGCUAAACUCCUUCACACAGACUCCUAUGGAAGAAUUUCCAUCAUGCAGUUCUUUAACUAUGUCAUGCGCAAAGUUUGGCUUCAUCAGACAAGAAUAGGACUCAGUUUAUAUGAUGUUGCUGGGCAAGGAUACCUUCGGGAAUCAGAUUUAGAAAACUACAUACUGGAACUUAUCCCAACUUUGCCGCAGCUGGAUGGGUUGGAAAAGUCUUUUUACUCCUUUUAUGUUUGUACAGCAGUUAGGAAGUUCUUCUUCUUUUUGGACCCUCUAAGAACAGGAAAAAUAAAAAUUCAAGACAUUUUAGCAUGCAGCUUCCUGGAUGAUUUAUUGGAACUAAGGGAUGAGGAACUUUCCAAAGAGAGUCAAGAAACAAACUGGUUUUCUGCCCCUUCUGCCCUAAGAGUUUAUGGUCAGUACUUGAAUCUUGAUAAGGACCAUAAUGGCAUGCUGAGUAAAGAAGAACUUUCCCGCUAUGGAACAGCAACCAUGACCAAUGUCUUCUUAGACCGUGUGUUCCAGGAAUGCCUCACAUAUGAUGGAGAAAUGGACUAUAAGACCUACUUAGACUUCGUUCUUGCCUUGGAAAACAGGAAGGAACCUGCAGCUCUGCAAUAUAUUUUCAAAUUGCUUGAUAUUGAGAACAAGGGGUAUCUGAAUGUCUUUUCCCUGAAUUAUUUCUUUAGGGCCAUACAGGAGCUAAUGAAAAUCCAUGGACAAGAUCCUGUUUCAUUUCAAGAUGUCAAGGAUGAAAUCUUUGACAUGGUCAAACCAAAGGAUCCUUUAAAAAUCUCACUUCAGGAUUUAAUCAGCAGUAAUCAAGGAGACACAGUCACUACCAUUCUAAUUGAUCUGAAUGGCUUCUGGACUUAUGAGAACAGAGAAGCACUUGUUGCAAAUGACAAUGAGAACUCUGCAGACCUAGAUGAUACCUGAUCUCUGAAAGAUGCCACUGUCUUCAUUUAGAUGCUUAAAGGCUGCUUGUGAAAUCUUUGAAGCAGACUCCUUAGAAAUGCUCUAAAUAAAACAGCAUAUGCCAGA
This is a messenger RNA of Jaculus jaculus (lesser Egyptian jerboa), 1821 nucleotides long. It is a transcript of the gene Ppp2r3c, whose product is annotated as protein phosphatase 2 regulatory subunit B''gamma. The record is from RefSeq and is a predicted model, not a curated record. Gene Ontology annotation, cellular component: centrosome; spindle. Bases 355 to 1716 code for a protein of 453 amino acids. Gene Ontology annotation, biological process: cortical cytoskeleton organization; T cell homeostasis; B cell homeostasis. NCBI's taxonomy places the organism in Eukaryota, Metazoa, Chordata, Mammalia, Rodentia, Dipodidae. The transcript is spliced from 14 exons.